Messenger RNA from Sitodiplosis mosellana (orange wheat blossom midge), 3488 nucleotides. It is a transcript of the gene PIP4K, whose product is annotated as phosphatidylinositol 5-phosphate 4-kinase type-2 beta. The transcript has 10 exons. Lineage: Eukaryota; Metazoa; Arthropoda; Insecta; Diptera; Cecidomyiidae. Gene Ontology annotation, biological process: phosphatidylinositol metabolic process. Gene Ontology annotation, molecular function: phosphatidylinositol kinase activity. The record is from RefSeq and is a predicted model, not a curated record. The coding region runs from base 1048 to 2265 and encodes 405 amino acids.
UCGUAAUAAACAUUGGCAUAGAAAAACAACGUGAACAGUGUUCACGUUGUUUUCACUGAACACAAUCGCAUUGAGUAUGGAUAAGAACGCAGUACGCGCAAACUAGCCGACAAUGACAAAUCACACACACAUCGAAAUCCCGAAGUAGUAGAAAAACGAUACUUAUCGUAUAGGCAAUACACACACACUCACCAAUACAUAAGCACGCACAUGGAUUCAGAGCGAAUAGCUUCAACUUCACAGCAAAUGACCCACUCAGUGUGUAAGAAAUGAACAUAUAAAAAAAGUUCGACUACAAUCGAAGCAAAAGCAAAAGUAAAGGCAAAAAGAAUUGAAUUUAAUCAAUAAAAUAAGUGUGAAUGCAUAGCAAGAGAAGGAGACAGAGCCGAUCCUAGCAAAAGUCAACCGAGUAAAGACAAAAACUUCAAAACAUUCAGCGCAAAAGAAUCUGACAUAAAAAGAACUGAGUCAGUCGCUAUUAAUCAUUUUGGACCCGUGCACAUUUGGUGUGUGUGUGCGCUGCAUUGAACUAAAGUGUGUUUUUUUCUCAUCUAUAUUGUGAUCACAAAAAAUAACGCAAAACAAGAAAUAAUUUAUGUCGUAUUGCAAGUGUUGACGUCUUUCAUUGUCUACAUGUAAAACUGAAUCCAUAGCAGUUGAAAGUUAUCACAAAAAACGGGAUAGAUUUGAAGCAGAACAACGAAUUGAAGUUUUGGAAAUUAUAAAUCGUUCUGUGGAGACAACUUAAAUAAACGAAUACAAGAUUUUCCUAUCGUUUGGUGGAUGUCAAAUGGUAUGACCCAGUAAAUUCGGACCUAAUGGACUAAAACCAAGUAUUGAUGAGCGCCAACAUAAUUGGUUGGUACUAGACCGAAUACCAAAAUUACGACAAAAAUCCAAUUCAGAAACCGUUGGUUGAGCACUGAAUUUGAAACUUUACAACAACAAGCAGAGCGUGUGGCAUUUGCUGCAUAAUCUAUCGAAACCUCCCCCAAUUGAUAGCAAUACACAACAACAACAACAAAUAAAACAACAGGUAAAUUCAAAAUGUCGUCCGGUUCAUCGUCAAUUCCAAGGAUGAUAAAGAAGAAACACUUCCGUGUAAAACAUCAGAAAGUCAAGCUGUUCCGUGCAAACGAGCCCAUUUUGAGUGUUUUUAUGUGGGGCAUAAAUCACACAAUAAACGAAUUAAGUCAUGUCAAUAUACCGGUGAUGUUAUUGCCCGACGAUUUUCGCGCAUAUUCGAAAAUCAAAGUGGACAAUCAUCUGUUCAACAAGGAAAAUAUGCCAUCCCAUUUCAAAGUGAAAGAAUACUGUCCGUUGGUGUUUCGAAAUUUACGUGAACGUUUUGGUGUGGACGAUGUCGACUAUCGUGAAUCAUUGACCCGCUCUCAGCCUGUUCAAAUUGAUUCGUCCGGCAAAAGUGGUGCACAAUUCUACAGAAGCUAUGACAAAUAUUUCAUUCUGAAAAGUCUUACAUCCGAAGAAAUUGAGCGCAUGCACGCAUUUCUAAAACAUUAUCACCCGUAUGUGGUUGAACGACAUGGUAGCACCCUAUUACCGCAAUAUCUAGGCAUGUACCGAUUAACAGUGGAUGGGGUUCAGUAUUAUUUUGUGGUUAUGCGCAACGUAUUUAGUUCUCAUUUAACAAUUCAUAGAAAAUUUGACCUGAAAGGUAGCACAGUUGAUCGUGAAGCGUCCGACAAGGAAUUAGAAAAACAUUUGCCCACUCUUAAAGAUAACGAUUUCAUCAAGCAAAAAAUUCGAAUUUGCAUUGGCGAAGAUGCAAAACAAAAACUGUUUGAAAUACUGAAUGCAGACAUUAACUUCCUAACCAAACUCCAUCUAAUGGAUUACUCGCUAUUGGUCGGCAUACACGACAUGGCCCAGGCUGAAGAAGAAGCACUUUUGAACGAAAAUGCAAACAGAGAAGCAGCUGCUGGUCGUGAGACUAGCGAGAGUGAAGAGUGCGAGAGUGGCGAAAGAUGCGCGUAUAAUACGCCUCCAGACUCACCCAGAUGUUUGGGGCAGUAUAACGAUAUCAUUCAAGAUAUUGACAUCUAUGCACUACACAGUAUCGAAGAGCGGCGUGAAAUCUAUUUCAUUGCAAUCAUAGAUGUUCUCACACAGUAUGGAGUGAAGAAACAGGCCGCAAAAGCAGCAAAAACAGUGAAAUACGGUAGUAAUGUGGACGGAAUAUCAACAUGUGAUCCAGAUCAAUAUGGAAAACGCUUCAUCGAAUUCAUAGACAAAGCAAUCGAAUGAAUUACUUCGAGUAUUUCAUCAUUGGAUAUUUUUGUCUAAUUAUUAAUUAUUUUAAGAUUUUUUCUUUUUGUGGAUGGAAAGAAGACGAAAAAAAUAGAUGAACGGCGAAUAUAAAAUGAAAUGAAUUUAAAUUAUGAACAAAAUAAAAAAAGAUGAAAACAGCAUACAUUUGACGAACAAUAUGGCAAUAGAUACCGAAUCUUUCGAAGGAAAAAAGUAUCUCAUUACAUUGACAUUUUUUAUCUCUGCUAUUACAUCGACAGGUAUAAAAUUUAUCGGUACAACAUUGUAAUACCAAUUUAGUUCAGUUUUUGGCCAGAAAUCGAGCAAUACAUUUGGUUUGCAUUUCAAAUGGACCAUAUUGAAAAGGUUACUAGGUUAAAGGUGAAGUAAUAAGAUCACACACCCGAAUAAUAUAAUGUUUGUGUCACAAUCUUCUCGACAAGCGGUGUUGGACAAUGCGUUGCGUUCUCAAAGUAAAAGAAAGAAUAAAACAUUUAUCUUUAAUUCAUGAAAAUCGGCUCUACUGUCCAGUGAAUAUACAUUACGCUGUUGCAAAAAAAAACGACAAUAUGAUAGGGAUAGUGAGCAGAACAUUUCUUGGCUAGUCAUUUCUCUGCUGUUUUUUUUUAUUUUAAAUAUAUUGUGUUAAUAGAUUUAUGUUAAGUUUUACAUUCGAUUCAAACUACUACAAUUAUACCUUUUGUUCAAAUCGAUUGUUUUCAUUAUCUAUGGUAUAUUGUAUUGAUUCAGUUAUUCCCGAAAUCCAUAUUCAAAAGAAGAUGCCCUUACUAAAAAUGUUUCAAUGCAAACAGUCUCUUUUUGUCCUGCGAAAUUCCAUGAACAAAUAGUGAAAAUAUAGCUUCAAAUACUUACUUCUAACGUAUGAAAUCUGAAACUCCAGAAGGGUCAGACGAAUCGAAAGGUCAUUUGGAUAAAAAUGAACAAAACAACAAAAACAAAAACUAUUUAAUAACUAAUUCAUUAAACUAAUUUACUAUGAUAAAACCGAAUGCUGCGCUCUUUUUUAGAGCAAAAUGAACGCAACAAAUAUCUGGUAAUUUUUGUUGUAAAAUCCGAUACAUGUUAAAAUAAUGUCGCAAGUUAUUUCAAUCGGAAUUCAGUCAGACUGAUAAAUAAAUUAACUGUUCAUAUAUUAUUAAAAUAAAUUUGAAAGAAAAAAUUAUUAAAUAAAAUGGUGGCAGUGCUAUCUUUACUAAGAA